Molecule: messenger RNA, 414 nt
Organism: Kickxella alabastrina
Lineage: Eukaryota; Fungi; Kickxellomycota; Kickxellomycetes; Kickxellales; Kickxellaceae
Exons: 1
Coding region: 1-414 (137 amino acids)
Source: RefSeq, a predicted model, not a curated record
AUGGUCCGCAUCACAGCUGCCCUUCUUGUCCUUACCCCCGCCCUUGCCAUGGCUAGCAUGCCGUAUUGCGAAGGAAAUGUGUCGUAUUGCCCAAACGGCCAGGACAACGUCUCUCUCAACUACUUCCAGUGCAACAACUAUUCUCAUCAGUAUGAAUCCAUGGCCUGCCCUGCAGGUCAAGUGUGCUUUGCUAAUCCCAACAAGCCCGGCUAUGCAAUGUGCGGCCUUCCCGGAACUGGUGGUAUCCCCAGUGCUGGAAAGUGCACUGGCAACACGGCCAAGUGCGUCUCUUCGGGACAAACCGGAAACUACUCGCAGUGCGAGAAUUGGUCCGGCCAGUACGUGAACGCAGCAUGCCCCGCUGGACUCAAGUGCUACAACAAUGCUGCCGGCAAUGGUGUCUACUGUCAGUAA